GGUACGUCAUCACUGCGCGUCCAAUGUUGUUUUGGAGCGUUGGAAGAUUUGACGCGAACUGUAAAGGUGUUUUUGAUGCAGUCACAUUUUACGAGCUUCAUUUCAACCGUUUAAAUGUUUAUGCCCAGAGCAUUGAAGGUAAAGAGACCUGUCCAAGGACCAGGCCAUGGCUUCAAUAAGAAAAGCAAGACUGAUCAAGAAGAUUGUGACCAAACGAACCCUCAGGCAUCUUCUUUUCAGGAGGACGCAUGUGAAGACACAAGAACUCAAAGUGACACUGGUGAACAUUUGACAGAGAGCGCAACAUGUGAUUCUGGAGCUCCAUCCUCCUCAGAUAAUGAAGAUGAAGAUGAAGAGGAUCCAGUCAAAUCUUUCAAAAAGAGCCAACGAUGGCCUGAGCCAGGAGAACCUGUCUGUGUGAUGUGCGGUCGCUAUGGGGAGUACAUAUGUGAUGCUACUGAUAAUGAUGUUUGCAGUCUUGAAUGCAAAGCCAGUCAUUUACUACAAAUGGGAAUAAGAGCUGGAGACGAUGCCUUUGAUGUGAAGGAUAGAAACGCAGACAAAGGGAGCUCUAAAUCUCAUCAUCCAGCAUUUAACGCAGUGGGAAAUGAAGCAGGCUAUUCCUUUUGGGAGGAUCCAUUUAUAUCAGGCCUCACAGAUGAUCAGGUGGAGCGAAUUAGAUCGGAGCUUGGCAUCAAGGCAGAAGGAAAUGAUGUCAGAAGACCUAUUGUUGAGUUUGAACACUGUGGCUUUCCAUCACUGCUGAGUAGCAACCUUAAAAAAGCUGGUUAUGAGGCUCCGACUCCAGUCCAAAUGCAGAUGGUGCCCGUUGGUCUCUCUGGGAGGGAUGUGAUCGCCAGUGCUGACACAGGAUCAGGGAAGACCAUCGCUUUCCUGCUGCCUGUGGUAGUAAAAGCUCUGGAGAAAGCGGUUCAGGGCGUGUGCAGCCCAUUGGCUCUGAUCCUGACCCCUACAAGAGAGCUGGCCAUUCAGAUAGAGAGACAGGCCAAGGAGCUGGUGAUGGGAAUCCCUAACAUGAGAACUGCACUGCUAGUGGGAGGCAUGCCUCUUCCUCCACAGCUCCACCGCCUCAAAAGCAGCAUCAAAAUUGUUAUUGCUACACCUGGAAGACUCAUAGAAAUCCUGAAGCAGAAAGCAGUUCAACUGGACAAAGUAAAGAUUCUGGUGGUUGAUGAGGUUGACACCAUGCUGAAAAUGGGUUUCCAGCAGCAGGUCCUGGAGGUUCUGGAGCAUGUCACAGAGGAACACCAGACUCUGCUGGCUUCAGCCACUAUCCCAGCAGGGACAGAGGAGUUAGCUGCUCGCUUAGUCCAUGACCCCGUACGCAUUGCUAUAGGGGAGAAAAACCAACCGUGUGCUAACAUCAGGCAGAUCCUACUUUGGGUGGAGGAGCCGUCUAAGAAGAAGAAGCUGUUUGAAAUUCUUAAUGAUAAUAAACUGUUCCAGCCUCCUGUGGUGGUUUUUGUAGACUGCAAACUGGGUGCUGAUCUUCUGUGUGAGGCGGUUGCCAAGGUCACAGGCCUAACAACUGUAGCCAUCCAUUCUGACAAGACCCAGAGGGAGCGCAACCGCAUCCUUAAGGGUCUUUUGGAUGGAAACUUUGAAGUAGUGAUUAGUACAGGUGUGCUGGGCAGAGGACUUGACCUUGUCAACGUGAGAUUGGUGGUGAACUUUGACAUGCCGAACACCAUGGAUGAAUAUGUGCACCAGGUUGGCAGGGCAGGGAGACUGGGCCACAGGGGAACUGCGAUCACUUUCCUGAACAACAACAACAAACGGCUGUUCCUGGAGGUGGUGAACAGAGUCAAACCCACUGGGUCUAUUCUACCCCCUCAGCUCCUAAACUCACCAUACCUCUAUGAACAACAGAAGAGGGAAAGUCAGAAGACUAAGAUGAGACCUGACGACACUCUGGUUACUACAAACAACCUUAUAGACAUCAUAAAGAAACAUGAUCGUCGCAAGAAGUAGCUAUUUGCUGAUUUCCUCUCUAUUGCACUGGAGCUCCCUGUUUAUGAUAAAGAUAUUACUUUUUUAUUUUACGUGUUUCUUUAAUAAACAUGGAUUUUGUAUAAUUUGA
Cyprinodon tularosa is the source of this 2101-nucleotide messenger RNA. RefSeq names its product DEAD (Asp-Glu-Ala-Asp) box polypeptide 59 (gene ddx59). Gene Ontology annotation, molecular function: ATP binding; nucleic acid binding; RNA helicase activity. NCBI's taxonomy places the organism in Eukaryota, Metazoa, Chordata, Actinopteri, Cyprinodontiformes, Cyprinodontidae. The transcript has 8 exons. The record is from RefSeq and is a predicted model, not a curated record. Bases 115 to 1992 code for a protein of 625 amino acids.